CGGGUGGUGGGUGUGGACUCUCAAAAGCCAGUAGCUGGAAACUAAGCAGCUAUGGUUAUAUUAUGUUUCACAAGUCCUUAAAAUAAACAACUUUAUUCAGCAACAGAUACUGUAUUUAUUAGCCAACGGAAAACGUUAUAAACAAUCAGGACACUUGACAGAUUGCUUCAGAAGGUAGGCGAUCGCUGUUUGUCUUUUCAUUAAGACUGUUACGAUAUUCGAGAAUAAGUAUGGAUUCAUUGUUGACAUCAUUUGCACUAUUAAUUGGCCUGAUCAGUUUAGUAACUUGCCUGCCAGAAAGCUUGUCUACGACUACAACACCUGAGCAAAACGUUCCUCAAACUUGUAAUAUGUGCUGUCAUGGGCCACCUGGACAACCUGGGAUCCCCGGAGUUCCUGGAACACCUGGAGGAUAUGGUCCAGCUGGACCAUCUGGUAGUAAGGGUGACAGGGGUGAUUUUAUUAAAGGUGAAAGAGGAGAUAGAGGUGAAAAGGGAGAGCCCGGAGUUAAAGGUCUAAAAGGUGAUAAAGGAAGUGAAGGAUCUCCUGGUAAACAAGGUCCACAUGGACAAAGAGGACCACAAGGACCUAAAGGAAACACCGGAUCAAAUGGAGAAAAAGGUGAACCAGGAUUGCAGGCGCCACAAGUCCGUAAAUCUGCGUUUACUGCAGUACGCACCACUCACGUCCCAACUUCAGAAUCGACCAUUCUAUUUACAUCAAUGGAGAUUAAUGUCGGAGAAGACUUCGAUAAAAAUACCGGAAAGUUUACAUGUAGAAUUUCCGGUUUCUAUUACUUCAUGUUCAGUUUUCUUUCGUACGGUGGUUCUCCUGUGUAUAUUAAAAUGAAGUUAAAUGGGCGAAUAAUCACAUCUGUGCACCGUAGUGACCCUGCUGGAAAUGAUCAGUUGAGUUCUGGAGGAACAGUUCAACUGAAUGUCGGAGACGAAGUCUGGUUGAUGAACGCAGGUGGGAGCUACAAAGUUUAUGGCAAUUCCGAAUUUCCUUUGACUUUUACUGGGUUUAUGAUAUACGAUAUGAACUAAUAAUUGAUGUCUAACUGUAUUGAUAUUUUUUAUGAUUGUAGAUGUCUUUUGUGCAACAGAUGUUCUUCGGAGAAUGUCUUAUUAAAUACCUCAAAAAUAAUAUUCUUACAGAUGAAUAAAUUGUUUUAAAUCGAAUUGAGCAAACAAAUGUAUCAAGACAAUGGUUAGAAAGAGAUGAGUUAUUUGUUUUUGUAGUUACAAAUAGAAUGAACAUAAUAAUCGAGUAGGUUUACGUAAUGAAAAAAUGGUAAUAUAAUAUCACAAUAUCACAAUAUAAUUAUACAAUAUUUCGGAAUACCGGGUUUGUUUGAUACCGUACUUCUUGAUUAGUAAUUAUAAACUUCAAUACCUUAUACAUUAAUUCAACAUAAGCCGAGGCAGAUCCAAAUUUGUUUAAACGAGGGGCACCAAGUUUAAAGGCCUAGGUAUAAGGUGGAUAAAUAAGUAUCCGAACAUAGUAUGAUUCGUGUUAAGUAUGCUGUCACAAAAUUUUAACGUAUAUUACUUGUAUGCCAUUUUGGUUCUUUCAUUUUUCUGUUUGAAAAUAAGAAGGCAGGGGUAAAACUGGGGACACGACGUGCCCUCCCUUAAUCUGUUUCCCCUUUCGCCACCCUAAUAUCCGUGGUCAAUUUGAACUGGUGAUUUAUGUAAUGAAAAGAACGUAUUUAUUUGAAGAUUUAAUGUUCUCACUUUUAUGUUUGUAUAGCCAAAUAUUCUAACAAUGUCUAUGAAUACAUCAAUAAACUUGUAGGCAGUAACAGUGAUGUGAGAACAUUCGCUUUAUUUUAAAAUAAUAAUAAUAUUUAUUAUUACUUUUAGAGGAAUAUAAAAUCUAAUCGGCAACUUAACAAGAUAUAAAACAAUAUGGAAAGACUUUGUCACCAACCUCAAAUUCAUGUAUCACAUCCCUUAAGCCCUAAGCUAAAUGUAUCUCAAUGUUAAGUAUUGAAAUAAGCGAUACUCACUUAUCUAUUCUAAAAUUUUGUGCCCCCACCUACAGUUUUUGUCAAUGUCAAAGUUCAUCAUAUCACAACAGCAAUCAGCAUAUUCCAAUAUUUUUCAGAAAUACUACCGUUUCUUAAAUGUCGGUGGAUAAAUUCUUUAAAUUUUUUCUCUGUGACUAGAUGAGAUCUUUUCCACCAACAACGACACAAAUUUACCACCUUACUACAAUCAAUUUGUAGUCUUCUAUUUAGAAGCGCGCCCCUAAAUCAUCAUGCAUUUCCUCAGUUUCUUCACUCCAGGCUCCAUAUUUUCCUAUAAAAGUUGAAAAUAACAAGUUAAUAAAAUAAAUAGUAUAGACUAAUUCGGUUUCGUGACCUUUUUAUACUCGCUGCCGCCGUUGGCGGCGCCAUAACUGGGGGCGAGGGGGGGGGCUUCUCCAUUGCAGCCGAAGAAGGUGGUUGAAUGAGCGAGUAAUAGCCCCGCAGCGGCCCGUAUCAGCCGCACACCUUUCGUGCGAAAGACGUCUUCGCUUUGCUGGGUUCUAUUGUUGUGCACUCGUGUGUUUUGUAGCUGCAGUGAAAAUUUCUGUGGUUCUUUUGUUGGAAAAACAGCUUUUAUUUGUACUGAUCUCCACAGUGACAAAUAAUGAAGCAGCAUGGGUAAAUUUCCCGCAAGUAAAAAUCGAAAAUUGGUACUGGGUGGUGUGACCACUGAGAAAAAUCAAAAUUCCCGAGUUGAGUCUUAAAAAUCCCAAGAUUUCUAUUAAAAUCCCAAGAUUCGCAAAAUAGGGCCUAUUAGUAUAUACAUACAACUUAAAUAAAGUCCAAUUAAAAGCUUUUCCAAUGAAUGUUAUAGUUUACUAAUCUGUAAGUUGCACUGUAUAACGGAACAGUUUCUGGAUUUUCGCAGACCAAUAACUCGCUCGUUUUCCUUCAACUGUAGAAUUUUCGUAAGUUUAGGGGGUGGGGUUGGCGUUGUGGGGAAUGUCUUAUAUGCAUUAAAAUCAUUUACAUAAAAAUAAAAGGGUAAUUGUCUUUAUCUUAUUUGUAUCACACAAAAAAAAGGCGUUUAUUUUAAAUUUUAUUCGGGAGGUGCAAGCUAGUAGGCCUAAGAGACUAUUUUUGAUAGAUUUUAUUGAACUUAAAUUGUCAAAUUCAAACACAAUGAAAAGCAUUUGCAAGAUAUGGGACGGUGCGAAAUUUCAUUGAAUGUACAAUAGGUGCAAUAUCUAUAGUGCUCAACUUUAUAUAGACCUAUCCCAAACUGAAGCAAACAGCAUAUCCGCCAAUGGGACAUAUCAAGAUAUUUAACUUUAAAAAUGCACCUUAUUAUUUUUGGAAAAUGAUGCAAAUGGCUUUAAUACAAUAGCCUUAUCAGAAGAAUUGAAAAACUACUGUCUAAGCUUUCGAUGGAUCUUUUAUUUUGAACAAAUAAACAGUCCUCCUCAUUUACAAUUGUAAACUAUGGUGUUAAAAGGAAAUUCGCAGCCUAUUUGUUCACUUAUUGAUAGAAAAAAAAAUUUAAAAUCCCUAUCAUUCUAAAAAUCCCAAGAUUUAAUGAAAAGUUAACAACAAAAUUCCCAAGGUGUCAUAAAAAAGAACCAGUAAAAUUUUGCCCAGGCUCAGUGUUCUUAUUUUUUGGCCGAUUUCAGGUUCGAAAUGUUCUUAUUUUGU
This is a messenger RNA of Anneissia japonica, 3664 nucleotides long. RefSeq names its product collagen alpha-1(X) chain-like. Bases 231 to 1046 code for a protein of 271 amino acids. The record is from RefSeq and is a predicted model, not a curated record. Lineage: Eukaryota; Metazoa; Echinodermata; Crinoidea; Comatulida; Comatulidae. Gene Ontology annotation, molecular function: protein binding. The transcript has 2 exons.